This is a messenger RNA of Prorocentrum cordatum, 2023 nucleotides long. The record is from the annotation of a GenBank genome assembly. Lineage: Eukaryota; Dinophyceae; Prorocentrales; Prorocentraceae.
CGGGAAUUCGGGACUCUGGCGUGGCCAGAGCAGCAUGUCACUCAGCGGUCGCCAUUUUGACUGAAGCCGUUUGGCUCAAGGCUUUUUGGCAGGCCGCACAUCGUCCAAUCCGCCCACUGACACCCGCUGCGUGCAGAUCCCCGCCCAGCCCGGCCCGCGCUGGCUUUCCGGCCGCAGGCGGCGCGGCGCGAUGCUGCCGCUGCUCCGCCGGUGUUCCGCCGCUGCCGCCCGCCCCGCGGGGCUGCAUGGCCCCUCGCGCGCGCAGCUCGGGUCCGGCGCCGCUCGCAGGAGGUGUCUGUCCAGCACGCGUCCGGCGCCGAGUCGGUCGAGGUGUUUCCGGCGCUGCUGCACAUCCAGUGGCAGGACGGGACCAGGUCCGAGCUGAACGCCAACUGGCUGCGCGAGCGUUGCUUGUCCAGCGCCGCGGUGGAUUCCCAGACGAGGCAGCCGUUGGCCAACCCCCACGAUCUGCCAGAGUGCCUCUCGAUGGUCGACGCAAAGCUGCACGGCAACUCGCAGCUCGACGUGGUGUUCAGCGACGGCCACCAUUCACAGUUUUUCUUGCCGCGUGUGCAGUCUGAGCUGCGAAGCUUCGACCGCAACCCCAUCCAGGUCAACGAGUACGAUCGCCCGAGCCCCGUGCUUUGGUCCGGCGACGCCUACGAGUUGCCCGUCUUCCAGCACGACGAAGUGCUUGAGGACGGUGACGAGGGCGAGCGGCUUAGGCUGAUCAAGGGCCUUCUGACGUCUGGCGCAGCGCUCGUUAAGGGCGUCCCGCGUCGAGAGGGGGAGGUCUGCAGGUUCGGGCAGACGCUCAGCACGCUGCGGACCACGAACUGGGGCUCCUUCUUCAACGUGCGCACCGUGCCAGACACCAGCGCAGAGGCAGGAGAGGGCCGAAGUUUGACCUGGCCUACACCCCGCGCCCGAUCGGCUUCCACACGGACAACCCGUAUCGCGAUCGGGCCCCAGACUUCCACUCCUCCACGCGCUCGAGCACUGCAGCUGCCCCGCGGGCGCGGCCCCUUGCGAGGGCUGCUCCGUGCUGAACUACCUGGUCGACGGGUUCUACGUCGCAGAGAAGCUCCGGAAGGAGAGCCCGGACAGCUUCCGCCUGCUGACCGAGGUGCCCGUGCGCUUCGAGAACAACGGCGGGGACAACGACUCGGCCCUGCUGCACACCGCCCCGCACAUCGAGCUCAGCAGCGACGUCUCUCAACACGACGAGUGCACCAUCCGUGCGCUGCGGUUCUCGGCGAAGAGCGGCCAGUACGCCCCUCCGCUGGACUCGGAGACCCUCGAGGCCUUCUACCGUGCCAGGCGCCGGUUCUCGCAGCUGGCGCACGACAAGACGCACAUCUGCACGAUGCAGCUCGAGCCUGGUGAUUGCCUCGUCUUCGACAACCAGCGAUUGUUGCAUGCUCGCAGUGAAAUCCGCCCCAGUGAUGGAGACCGCUGGGUGCAGGGCUGCUACAUCGACCGGGACGGCCUGUGGCUAAACUACGAGCGCCUUCGGCGCAGGGCCCGCCGCGAGUGAGCUUCGGGCGCCGGCGUGCAAACGCUGGGUGCGGAUACGGGUGCAACAGGUAACCCAUUUUUUCAGCCAAUUUACUUCUCAAUAAUAUCCAGCACGGUGGCGGAUAUCUUUGAAUCCCAAUCGUAUACCCACUGGCGCGAGCAUUCUUUUCCAGCGUUGGCAUGGCGCGUCUCUGCCAGCGUGCAGUCUUUUCCCAGUUUUGGCGUGGCGCAGGCAUUCAGACAUGAAUGCGCCGCCAGCCAACCUAAUACUCUGUUAAUUAUGGAGUCCAUGCUCACAUGCCCGAGGCAAGGAAUCCUUGUCGCGAGGCGGGUGCAUUUUUCGAGAAGGGAUGCCCCCCACCAAGCGAAAUACAGUUUUGACGAGCGCCUGGCCUCAGUUUGCUUUUGCACUGUCCAGUGCGGGCGCCGUGCCAGAGUGCGUGGGCGAGCACGGGAUGCUUCCUGGGGAGAAGUCUACGCGGAGUCCGCGCACUGGGAGACCAGG